Messenger RNA from Hydatigera taeniaeformis, 741 nucleotides. Lineage: Eukaryota; Metazoa; Platyhelminthes; Cestoda; Cyclophyllidea; Taeniidae. The record is from the annotation of a GenBank genome assembly.
AUGUGUGCUUCAAACGUAGGUAAUGCUAGAGAAACACAGCGUCAGAUAGAGGCAAGAAAAUCCGUAAAACCAUUUCAGGUAAAGAUAUGGUUCCAAAAUCACCGCUAUAAGUGCAAACGGGCGUUCAAAGAAAAAGAAGAUGGAUUAGUGAACCUGCCACAGUCGUCAGUCAAUAGCGUCUCACACGAGAACAAAGAAGAUGAUAUUCUUAGUGGUCGAAGUUCACCCACCGAUGUGAACAACAGCAAAGGGGAUAUACAGGCAACGUCUGAGAUGCUGCAAUCGCUCUCCGAAGAAGGUCGUUUUCCACUGGCGUCAGAACCGAAGGAGCGUUUUAGCGCUUUUGAUCUUGCCAUCCCGCCUCCAGAUACCAAGUUUAUCCCUGGUUCUGCGCCUCCCUAUUCAGGGUACGGUGGGCAGACGAUGUUUCUCUCUAGUCCAAGAGAUCCUCCGAGAGAGUGCGAAAACGGUUGUUCUGAUAUAUGCAGAUCAUACUUCAACCACUGCAUCUCGGACUGCGAUUCUUCAAAACGGCUUGCAACGAGCAUUUUCGGUGGCACUACGAAUCCUGAGGCUCUCACCUCCACCACUGAUUAUCCGUCGCAUUCUACGAAUCCAAAACCCGCCUUUGAGUGCUACCAACGUACAACUGCCGAAGAGGCGGCGGUCCCAUCGAAGCAUGCCUUUGGAGUAGAGAUGAGAGACAACGAGUAUGCAGUGAGAAAUAUGGAUUUCUAUUGA